This is a messenger RNA of Dimorphilus gyrociliatus, 1445 nucleotides long. The record is from the annotation of a GenBank genome assembly. Lineage: Eukaryota; Metazoa; Annelida; Polychaeta; Dinophilidae.
ACAUGAUCUGCUUGACUAAGUUAAUGGCGGGUGAAAAAUCACUUUCGAAAGGCUGAACUUGCUUAAAUUAAACCUGCAGAUUUGAUAGGAUCACUUACCGAUAUCAUCUCUGAGAGUUAUUUUACAAGUUACAGAAAAAUUGUUAAGUCUUUGGAAAAGAACACUGCAUUUUGUUCGUUUCUUUAGUAAGUCAUUUUUUAUACACAAAGUUUACUUGUUUUGUCUUUAAUGGCGGUGAUAUUAUCUUAUUAGCUUUGCUAAAAAUGGAAAAUAAAGAGCGGAGACCAUCUCGAGAAAGUUUAGCUAUAAUAUCUGGAGUGAAUCGUCAAUCAAAUAAUCGUCUAAGUUAUUUGAAUCAGACAUUAUUAAAUUUUAAUCCAGAUGCCAAUUCGACCAUUUUGAAUCAGCCAUGCUUAGACAAUGACGAAAACAUGAAGAAAGAUAAGAAAAGAGGUAGAUCUAGAGUAUCUUUUUGUCCAAAUCCUAUGGUCAAAAUAGUUGAAACGACGGGAAGUUUAGAAGACAAAAUGGACAUUGAAUCUUACUCAAAAAGUCGUUUAGAAGCUACAACAAAACCGGUCAUGACUGAUAAGACAAACUUAAGUGUGAUGUCAAUGAGUUCCGAUGUUGUUCCCGAAUUGAGUACAUGCACGUUUACCCAAGAUAGUAUGGACAUUAGCUCAUUUAGUGAGAAAACUAUCGAGUCUAAUCAGUUUCUCGAGAUGAUGAGAAAGAAUAGCGACGCUGGAUCAUGUUUGUUAAGCCCCAAUAAAACGAAAUAUACAAGAAUGUCAAUGGAAUUAACUAGAACAUCAGAAGAAAAACUAGAAAAAACAUCAAUUUUGGAAAUUAAGAAAAGUAAUCACUUUUUAAAAGAAAUUGACCGUAUGGAAAAAACUGUAGGAACUCAAAAGAUGAUAUAUGAAGCAAUGAUUUGUCGUUUAUUUGUUAACGUACUGAUAAAGUCAGCAAUUACUAAAGGAGACUUAGAACUGAUAGAAUCUUAUAAAAUUGAUAAAAGAUUCAUUUCUUCAUUUUUAAAAGUUAAACUACUUGAAAAUCCAUUUUUGAUACUAGAAUCAAUAGAAUGCGACGAACCUUACAUAUUUUGCAUGAAAUUAUUAAAUUCAACAAUUGGAUUGUUUAUUAAAUUAGAUAAAAGUCCGGCAGAUGAGGAAAAUCUUCAAUCGUGGAAUUUCAGCAAACUACUCAAAUGUAGUAGACAUUUUUGUGACUUUGUAGGCGGGAAAAAAAUUGAAAAAAUUAAAUUAUGGCAUUCGAAUCCAGAUCUAAUAAAAGACACUCGUGAAAAAUCAAACUUUAUGGCUAUAGUCAAGAAAUGCUAUAGCAUAGCCGAAAAUCCACCAAUUAAACAGGCUUAUGAUUUACCUAAAAUGAUAAUAGAGCUAAGUACAGUCGUUGAACAAGGUAAAAGAUUCAAAUAA